This is a messenger RNA of Microcebus murinus (gray mouse lemur), 1696 nucleotides long. RefSeq names its product pseudouridine synthase 1 (gene PUS1). Gene Ontology annotation, molecular function: RNA binding; pseudouridine synthase activity. Gene Ontology annotation, biological process: tRNA pseudouridine synthesis; mRNA pseudouridine synthesis. The record is from RefSeq and is a predicted model, not a curated record. Gene Ontology annotation, cellular component: nucleus. Lineage: Eukaryota; Metazoa; Chordata; Mammalia; Primates; Cheirogaleidae.
CGGGGUCAGGGCAGCAGGGCCCGUGGGUCAGGGGUUGGAGUUGGGGUCCGGGGUCGCAGUCAGGGCAGCGGGGUGCAUGGGCCUGCCCGGCCUGCGGGUCGUGGCCGGGGUGCUGCUGCGGCGGACAGCCUGCGGACCGUGGACCGUGCGCCCGCUCUGCUCGCCCCGCAUGCCCGGGAACGUGGAGGCGCCCGUGGGGCCCCGGCACCCGCCUGACAGGCGGGCGCGGGGCAACUGGCCAGGCGGCGUGCGGGCCUGGGAGGACUCGGAGCACCAGGCCAAGAGGCCCAGGGGCAGCGAGGAGGAGGAGCGGCGCCGGCUGCCUAAGCGCAAGAUCGUGCUGCUCCUGGCCUACGCGGGCAAGGGCUACCACGGCAUGCAGAGGAAUGUUGGGUCCUCGCAGUUCAAGACAAUUGAAGACGACUUGGUGUCCGCCCUUGUCCGCUCAGGCUGUAUCCCUGAAAACCACGGCGAAGACAUGAGGAAGAUGUCCUUCCAGCGGUGCGCCCGGACAGACAAGGGCGUGUCUGCAGCCGGCCAGGUUGUGUCCCUGAAGGUGUGGCUGAUCGACGACAUUCUAGAAAAGAUCAACAGCCACCUUCCGUCGCACAUUCGGAUUCUGGGACUGAAGCGGGUCACGGGGGGGUUCAACUCCAAGAACAAGUGUGACGCCAGGACGUACUGCUACAUGCUGCCCACCUUCGCCUUCGCCCACAAGGACCGGGACGCGCAGGACGAGACCUACCGCCUGAGCCCCGAGACGCUGCGGCAGGUCAACCGGCUGCUGGCCUGCUACAAGGGCACGCACAACUUCCACAACUUCACCUCGCAGAAGGGGCCGCGGGAGCCCAGCGCGCGGCGCUACAUCCUGGAGAUGCUCUGCGAGGAGCCCUUCGAGCGCGAGGGCCUGGAGUUCGCCAUCAUCAAGGUGAAGGGCCAGAGCUUCAUGACGCACCAGAUCCGGAAGAUGGUGGGGCUGGUGGUGGCCAUCGUGAAGGGCUACGCGCCGGAGAGCGUGCUGGAGCGCAGCUGGGGCGAGGAGAAGGUGGACGUGCCCAAGGCGCCGGGGCUGGGGCUGGUGCUGGAGCGGGUGCACUUCGAGAAGUACAACCAGCGCUUCGGCGGCGACGGGCUGCACGAACCGCUGGACUGGGCGCAGGAGGAGGGCAAGGUGGCGGCCUUCAAGGAGGAGCAUAUCUACCCCACCAUCGUCAGCACCGAGCGGCACGAGCGCUCCAUGGCCCAGUGGCUCAGCACGCUGCCCGUCCACGACUUCAGCGCCACCGCCCUGGCGGCGGCCGGCUCGGGCGCCAAGGUCUCCAGCCCCCAGGAGGGCAGUGGGGAGGACGGCAGCGGAGAGGACGGGGACACAGACUGAGGCCGUGGGAGCCGCCCGCCACAGCCUCUCGGAACCGGCCUACCGCGCGCACUCCGCGGGAGCCGCCGGGGUCACUGCAGCAGGAGUGUCACUCUCGGCCCAGAGCCGGGAUGCCUGGGCCUGUCAGCUGUGCCUGGCCUCGUAACCUCAGGGUCUCGACACCCAGAACCUUCUCAAUUUUCAUCACAGGAAUAACCUGCUUCGAAUCUAUUUUCAGCUCGUGGGUUACAUACGUGCACCUCAGCAUGUAAAGCCAAUAUUUUUUUAAAUAGGUGAUUUUCUUAUUAAAUAAAUAUAAAUUUUGCUUAGUGAAUCCUA